This is a messenger RNA of Nyctereutes procyonoides (raccoon dog), 1458 nucleotides long. It is a transcript of the gene RBFA, whose product is annotated as ribosome binding factor A. The record is from RefSeq and is a predicted model, not a curated record. The transcript is spliced from 7 exons. The coding region runs from base 41 to 1036 and encodes 331 amino acids. NCBI's taxonomy places the organism in Eukaryota, Metazoa, Chordata, Mammalia, Carnivora, Canidae. Gene Ontology annotation, biological process: rRNA processing.
CCGCGCCGUCCGCCCGCGCCGCCGCCGCUCCCCCGCCGCCAUGUGGGCCGCAACGGCGCGUCCGUGGGGCCUUCCCCGGGGGCUCCUGGCGCCGCCCUGGGGCCCGCGCGCGGCUCUCCUUCCGGGUGGCGCCCGAGGCCUGCGGGGCUCGCCGGUCCCCUGCGGCAAGAACCUGCUCAAGAAAUUCGCCUCGAAAACUAGAAAGAAGUUUUGGUAUGAAGGCCCUUCGUUGGGUUCUCACUUGACGUACAAGCCGUCCCGGUUGGACUUCCUAACGAAGACUACUGCAAAGAAACCCAGGAGGGACGACCAUGUGCGCCUGCGGGCACUGAACGGCCUCCUCUACAAAGCACUGAUGGACCUGCUGUGCACCCCUGAAGUGAGCCAAGAGAUCUGCGACCUGGACGUGCAGCUCUCCAAGGUCUCUCUGACUGCAGACUUCUCAGCCUGCCGUGUGUACUGGAAGACCACAGUCUCCGCCAAGCAGAGCGCACACACAGAGGCUGUCCUGCGGGGGAGUGCUGCCCACAUGAGGCACCUUCUGAUGGCCCAACAGAUCCUAAGGAACGUGCCGCCAAUAGUGUUCAUUCAGGACAGAGGCAGUUUGGCUCUGGCGGAGGUUGACCGGUUACUGGCCAGUGCUGAUUUUGGAGCCCCGGACAAGAAAGAAGACUCUGUGCAAGACGAUGUCAGGAGUCCCAGGGCCCUGGACGCUCCUACACAGCAAGUCACUCUGGCCUCCACUACGUGCUCAAGUCUGUGCGGCAUUGAUCAUGAGGCGCUCAACAAACAAAUCAUGGAGUACAAGAAGCAGAGAGGGCAAGGCUGUAGGACUGUGAGCCCUGAGGUGUCGCAGCUGACAGCUGGUCUGGCAUCACAGACAAGAGCAGGAAAGGUGGUGGCUGUGCCCUGCGCAGACGGUGACCUCUCCCCCAGGAACCACCUGUCGGGGGCGGGGAGCACUAAGCCCCACCCUGACCUCAGUGGGGCUUGGGGUGUGGACAGCAGCUCCGAGGAACAGAGCAGGGGGCGGUGAGGGACCAAGGCAGGAAGGGUGGAGGUGACCAAGUGGCGGGGAGGGGGUGAGGUUCCGGCUCUGCCAGCAGAACCACGGGCUCCACAUGUACUGCACAGCCUGGCAGCGGGUGGACUCAUAGCUCUAGCUUGGGUUAGACGCCUGUGGAAAUUCUUUAGGUGGAUGGCACCAGUCGGCCCACUUAGAGGCUCAUGGGGCACUUGCACACCAUCUAGAACAUGCACAGCUGCCUGCUGCAUUGUUCCCAGUUAGGAAGGCAGAGUGUCGCCAUGUUUGCACGUUUCAGCUCAUGCCCGAAAAGCCGUCCUCAGGGUCUCCAUAAGAACGGCCCUGAGUCUGCUUUUCCCCAGGGCAGGAUGGCCGUGGUGUGCCUUGUCGGACGAGUACCGUUGGAAGGAAGUAUAAUAAAUCUUUAAGUCUGA